Messenger RNA from Coffea eugenioides, 792 nucleotides. RefSeq lists its product as uncharacterized. Lineage: Eukaryota; Viridiplantae; Streptophyta; Magnoliopsida; Gentianales; Rubiaceae. The transcript has 2 exons. Bases 111 to 608 code for a protein of 165 amino acids. The record is from RefSeq and is a predicted model, not a curated record.
AACACUAUCCUACCCAGCUGGGAGCCGGAAGCCAAAAAGACUCAUGGGAGUUGGAUAGCUAGGAAAACUACGGUGGAAGAUAGUCUGGAAGAAGUGGUGGCAGAUGUCUCAUGGCCACAACAUCCAUAACUAUAUCCCCUUCACAUCUUCCAACCUCUUUAGUUCUCAGGCCUAAGCCUCAUGCAUUGGUACCUUCCUCUUUUCCCUCAAGGAGAAAAUUAUCUUAUCCAAAUCCACCCUGCGCGCUUCCUCUAAAAACCGGUAAAGGAUGGAAAAUUUCUGCUUUUAGGGACAGUUUUUUGCUUUUAGAGGCGAGCACCGUUGAGAAUUCCCAAGAACUGGUCUCCGCAGGUGAUGAUGGUGCAUCCUCCAUCAUAUUUGCACUGCUGUUCGUUGCUUUCGUAGGCUUAUCUAUUCUCACCGUUGGGGUAAUCUACAUGGGUGUGACGGAUUUCUUGCAAAAAAGGGAAAGAGAGCAAUUCGAGAAAGAGGAGGCAGCUGCGAAGAAGAAAAGGGUUAAGAAGGGGAAGAUGGGAAGUAGAGCAAGAGCUGGGCCUAGAGGUUUCGGACAAAAGAUUGAGGAGGACGGUGGUGAUGAAUUAGAUUAGGAAAGAGAACAAUCGCUUAGGAUUAUUCUGCGACUUUUUCAUGUUUUGUUUUUUCACGCGUUCUAAUGUUUCCUCUUCUUUUUUUUUCCUCAAUUUUUGGUAAGAAAUGUUUCUGUAUUACAUAACGGAAUGGCAAUGAUUUUUUUGGUUUUAGUUGUCAUAAGAGCUGAUUAGAGAUCGUCAA